AUCCCGAGUUCAAUUUGAAAGGAAGAGGCCGAGAGAACUGACACGUUGAACACCGGCUCUAAGCGUUAUAGUAUUCCUCUCGUGCUUGCUUGCUUGAGGUCCUGAAAACAAAAUGGAGGAUUCUGGACGAGAUGAUUGGGGAGGUGAGAGCGAGCAGGAUGCCGGAGGAUGGGACCGUUAUUCAGACAAGGACUCGGGCAGGGACCGCUACUCCAGUGGUGGUCGGAACAGCAGAAAGCCUGGAGAUUGGGACUGCCCAAGCUGCAAAUUCAUCAACUAUGCAUCACGCACAGCUUGCUUGAAGUGCCGGAUCCCGAAGGAUAUGGACUCCUUUGGCUCUGGAGGACGAGUAGGUGGUGGCGGAGGUGGGAUCCGCGAUAUGCGACCCGGGGACUGGAUUUGCCCCGAGUGCAAAUACCAUAACUUCUCUUCGCGUGGAAUUUGCAACAAGUGUCCUUGCCCCAGAGAUGUUGCAGGGGGUGACUUCUCUAGCCCUCGUGGUGGUGGUGGUGGCGGAGGCGGCAGCAGGCCUGGAGAUUGGGAUUGCCCACAUUGUUCAUUUAGCAACUAUGCACACCGUGGUUUCUGCUACAGGUGCAAAGUCCCCAGAGAGGGUGGUCGUGCUCGGCCUGGUGACUGGGAAUGCAGUGACUGCAAGUUUCUGAACUUUGCUUCAAGGAGCCAGUGCAUGAAGUGCUCUAGCAGGAAAUGUGACUAAGCAUAGAGGGCACAAAAGAUAUGCACUCCUUAAUAUUGCUGAGAGAUUCCCCUUCACCAAGAGACCAACCUAUGUUCACAAGGCAGAUGCUCGCCACCAAACCCAAAUGAUUGAAAAGCAAUCCAUUCAUCAUUUGUGAUUUGAAAAAAAAGAAAAAAAGAAAAGAAAAAAACAGUAAAUUGUAUCAGUUUCGCUAUUUGAAUACCCGGUUAAAAAGUUUUGCCAGGAUUGCUCAAAAGUGUGGUAUUACAGAUCUCUUUUUUGCUCAAUAUUCAUGAUUACAAUGUGGGUCUAGAGUUGAAUUUCUUAGCUAGUCAUUGUUAACAGAGUUGAUAGUUAUCUUAUUGAUGCUUGAGGUCUUGAUCAACUAGUGAUUUAUGCUCUAUUCCCAACCACAAAGAGGAAACAUGAUAAUCAUGCAUGUUGAGAUGAUUAAGGUCGAUAUAUAUACACUGCCAGACACUUCCCCUUCCCCUCCCUCUUUGUGCUACAAAAUGUAUAGGAAAGAGGAACACAAGUAAAUUUAAUUUCUCCUACCCCAGCACCUCCCUCCCUCCCUCCCUCCCUCCCUUGUUUUAGAUAUCAAAGAAUGUAAUUUUGGUUGGUAUGAUCUACAAGCUAAUUUUAUUUUCUAUUUUCAUUUUUAUUUUUUUCACGUCACAUACAAGGAAUGGUUUCUAACUUGUUUGUAUUCUUAAUUAAAAAACAAAAAAAACAAAAAAACAAAAACAAAAAAAAGGGGCAAAUACUGGACAUGAAACCUGAGGUGCAUAGGAGUCCUUUGCCAUUUAGGUUAAUAGAUUACGAGUUGUAUAGUGUAAAUUAACCAUUGAAUGGAUAAGAACUCCGCAUGCAAAAAUAGGGUCCACUUAAACUAUGUAUUGUUUAAUGUCCAUUAUGUUAAUGUCAAAGGAUAUUUUUCUUUUUCAUUUUUUCAUUUUUUUUUUUUUUUAUUAACUUCAGAAUAUAAUUACCUAAGUUCCCUAUGUACUUGCUUUUGAUUAAUGUAAUAUAGGUUAACAAUCAUGUGUGUUUUAAAUGAUUCACUAUCUUGCUGGAAGGCUCUUCUUGAUGCUGUACCUGAUUACCCAAGAAAAGCGUAUAAAAAGAUUUAUUUUAGUAUUAGAGAUUUGUAUCCCAACAGUGUGAAGUAUGUCAGUGGUCACAUUGUCAUUAACAUUUUUAAAGAAGAUAUUCACUUUAUUUUUUUAUUUUCAUUUUGGUUCUGAUAAGUGGGCUGGUUAUUAAGUAUUGUGAAUACUUUUUAUUAUUUUUUUUUUAAUUUACAAUCAUGAUAAAAAAAAAAAUCUUAAUGAUAAAAAAAAUUUAAAAAGAGAUUUUAUAAGAGACAGUAGCAGGUUAGAAUUUUGUAAGUCAGGGAGACAAACCAUUGGUAGCUUUUGUAUUGGGUCGUGAGUAAUGAAGAUAAUAAAUUUCAAGCAAGCAGUUAUGUAGUAUGAACCCUUUUUCCACCAUAACUUUGUGGGUGCAUAUGAAGUGUCUUCCCAGCGUAUACAUGAUCGUUUGUCCCCUCACCCUUUAAUUUUGUAUUGAGAAGACAUGGUUACUUGGCUUGAGUGAAGUUGGCAUUCCCAGAAUUGUGUGCAUGUCAAGAUAUACAACAUUGAGAAGGAAUUUCAUGAAAUAUUAAUGAA
This is a messenger RNA of Penaeus chinensis, 2373 nucleotides long. RefSeq names its product RNA-binding protein cabeza-like. Lineage: Eukaryota; Metazoa; Arthropoda; Malacostraca; Decapoda; Penaeidae. The transcript has 7 exons. Bases 113 to 718 code for a protein of 201 amino acids. The record is from RefSeq and is a predicted model, not a curated record.